Messenger RNA from Polyodon spathula (Mississippi paddlefish), 2806 nucleotides. Its product is annotated as kelch-like ECH-associated protein 1A. The record is from RefSeq and is a predicted model, not a curated record. Gene Ontology annotation, molecular function: protein binding. Bases 734 to 2533 code for a protein of 599 amino acids. The transcript has 7 exons. Lineage: Eukaryota; Metazoa; Chordata; Actinopteri; Acipenseriformes; Polyodontidae.
AACAGGAACAAGCCAGGGCUGCAAGUGAGUCAUCAUUGCUGCAGCUCCUGUGCUUUUAUGUGUAACUCCUCACCAGCAAAGACUGCGCAGACACGCACUCGGCACUGCAAAGCGGAGCAGACACGCACUCGGCACUGCAAAGCGGAGCAGCCUGCGCUGUGUCGUGUUUCUCUUCCACCCGCUCACUGGAGAUCUGCACAGCAAAACAGCCGGCUCUGCACGGACUGGUGCGAUCCGCGAAUCAGCCAGCAGUUAGCCUCACAAGAUCCCACCUCCUGCAGCGUUGAAAACCUCCUGCCAUGCAUAAAGCACCCAGUCAAGACAUUGGAUAUUGGGGGUGAAUCUUGACGAAACCUUGCUUGUCAAUAGGACUUACUGCUCCAGAGUUCAUCAAAGUAUCGAUUUGCUCUUAAAUAUACUUUAUUUUUAUUGUGUUUCUUUUUUUUUUUGCACGAAGGAAUUUCUUCUUCAAAAAAGGCCACUGCAGUGCACCGUUGCAAUGUUUUAAAGAUGUGAAAACUCUGUAGCGGUUGAAAGAAGAGUUUUUUUGUUUUUUUUUUGACCCCCUGGCGUAGACACAAAGCAUGCCUCUGGGGUGGCGGAGAGCGUUUGCUGUGCUUCUCGUACAGGUGUGAAAAGACAGAAAGAGGAAGACACGGUCGAGCUGACUCCCUGUGGCCAGCGCCUGGUUUUCAUUUUCUAAAGAACUUUACGAAGGGGACAGAGCCCAAGAAUGACAUGCACAAGAAGGAGGAAACCAAACACUGGGGGAGACUUCCCAGCCAUCGCCGUCCCGUCUAUGAAGGGCCACGGAUACCUGGACUACACCAUUGAGAGCCACCCCUCCAAGGCCCUGGAGAGAAUGGACGAGUUCCGCAGGCAUGACCAGCUCUGUGACCUCAUCCUUCACGUCACCUACAAGGACCAGCGAGAGGAAUUCCGGGUGCACAAGCUGGUCCUGGCGUCCUGCAGCUCCUACUUCAAGGCCAUGUUCACAGGUGACUUCAAGGAGUGCCACGCCUCGGAGGUGACGAUCCGGGACGUGGCCCCCUGCGUGAUGCAGCGUCUCAUCGAGUUCGCGUACACGGCGCGCGUCACGGUGGGGGAGAAGUGCGUCCUGCACGUGCUGCUGGCUGCCACGCUCUACCAGAUGGAGGACGUGGCCAAGGCCUGCUGCGACUUCCUGGUCAAGAACCUGGAGCCCGCCAACGUCAUCGGCAUCGCCAACUUCGCAGAGCAGAUCGGCUGCAAGGAGCUGCACCAGAGAGGGAGAGAGUACAUCAACACGCACUUCAGCAAGGUGACGAAAGAGGAGGAGUUCUUUAACCUGUCCCACUGCCAGCUGCUGGACCUCAUCAGCCAGGACAGCCUGAAGGUUCUGUGCGAGUCCGAGGUGUACAAGGCCUGCAUCGAGUGGGUGCGCUGGGACCCUGAGGGGCGGGCUCAGUACUUCCACGCCCUGCUCAAUGCCGUGCAGAUCUAUGCCCUGCCGCCCGGGUUCCUCCAAGCCCAGCUGCAGGAGUGCCCCAUCCUGAGCAAGGCCAACUCCUGCAGGGACUACCUGUCCAGGAUCUUCCAGGAGAUGGCACUGCACAAACCUCUGCCGCCCCCCAGGCUGAGGGGGAACAAGCUCAUCUACCUGGCCGGGGGCUACCUGCAGCAGUCGCUGAGCUCCAUGGAGGCCUGCGACCCUCGCACGGGGCAGUGGACCAGGCUGGCCAGCAUGGACGCCCCCCGCAGCGGCCUGGGCGCCUGCGUGCUCUUCGGGCUGUUCUUCGUGGUGGGUGGGCGGAACAACUCCCAGCAGGAGCACACUGACUCGGCCUCGCUCGCCUGCUACAACCCCAUGACCAACCAGUGGACCCAGCGGGCAUCGCUCAACGUGCCCAGGAACCGCGUCGGGGUCGGCGUGAUCAACGGGGGCAUUUACGCGGUGGGGGGGUCCCACGGGUCGGUGCACCACCGCAGCGUUGAAAAAUACGACCCUGAAACGAACCAGUGGACCUUCGUGGCGCCCAUGUCGGUGGGGCGGAUUGGCGCUGGAGUGGCUGUCUGCAACGGGCUGCUGUACGCGGUGGGGGGCUUCGACGGGGAGAGCCGCUGGGACAGUGUGGAGCGCUACCACCCCGACACCAACACCUGGCAGCCUGUAGCGUCUAUGGGAUCCAUCCGCAGUGGAGCCGGGGUCGUCAGCUUUGAGAGUUGCGUGUACGCGGUGGGCGGGUACGAUGGCACGGCCCAGCUCAGCAGCGUGGAGCGCUACAGUGUGGCCAGUGACCGCUGGGAGCCCGUCUCUCCCAUGAAGAACCGUCGCAGUGCUCACGGGGUGACCGUGUACCAGGGCAAGAUCUACGCACUGGGGGGCUUCAACCAGGAGGGCUUCCUGUCCAGCGUGGAGUGCUACAGCCCAGAGAGUGACGAGUGGACGCAGCUGGCCGACAUGCCCCUGAGACGCAGCGGGAUGGGCGUGGCCGUUACCAUGGAGCCCUGCCCUGGCAACCUGGACGAGUGGGAGGAGCAAGAGGAGGAGUAGGGGAGCAGCGACGGGUGAGCCAGAGAAACUGGGUUGAAAACGCUGCCUCUGCCAUCUUUCAGUUUGUUUGAUUUGUAAAGCUUGAAAAUGUAUAAAUGUCUAAUUUACCUUGUAUAUUGAAGUUAUAUGUAAUAAUAUUAAUAGUGCCAAUAAUAAUAAUAAUAUGUUGUGUAACAGCAUGCAAAGUGUACAGAAAGCGCUGUGCUGUAAAUAGGUAAAGUGUUUACACACUGUAUUUUGGAGAAUCAAUAAAUGAAGGUGCUUGCUGUAUAU